Messenger RNA from Sipha flava (yellow sugarcane aphid), 1818 nucleotides. RefSeq names its product cytochrome P450 4C1-like. Bases 130 to 1722 code for a protein of 530 amino acids. NCBI's taxonomy places the organism in Eukaryota, Metazoa, Arthropoda, Insecta, Hemiptera, Aphididae. The record is from RefSeq and is a predicted model, not a curated record. The transcript is spliced from 12 exons. Gene Ontology annotation, molecular function: monooxygenase activity; oxidoreductase activity, acting on paired donors, with incorporation or reduction of molecular oxygen; heme binding.
UUCUAUAUAUAACAGGAUCCAUCUUAUAAGAUGACUAGAUAAAAUAUUUAACUGUUUCUAUUUAGUAUGUUGAAAAUGUUUUAAAUAUUGAUUCAUUACGAGAUUUAAUAUAAAGGCAUAAUAUUUGAAAUGAACAAAGCCAUGGAAUCAAUGGACGGAUUUCGAGUGUCAAGAUUUCAGUUUAUGGUAUAUGGAACAAUUUCUUUGGUUAUUGCAUUGUGGUGUUACUACAAAUGGAACCGUAAGGACAUUAAUAGAUUUGCAGCUAAACUAAAAGGGCCUCCAUCAUAUCCGAUCAUAGGAUCAGGGCUUGAGUUCCUCGGAACACCUCAACAGGUGAUGGAAAGUUUUAAAAAAAUUACUGAAGAAUACGGUCCCGAACCGUUUAAAUUCUGGAUAGGUACAUCUUUUGGCGUAACCAUCUUUAAACCAGCAGAUUUGCAAAUCGUGUUAAAUAAUUCCAAAUGCCUGGAAAAAAGCAAUUUUUACAAAUUGUUCAAGAAUGCAUUGGGUGAAGGUUUAUUGUGUGCACCUGUUGAUAAAUGGCGAUUGCACCGUCGUAUAAUCUCUCCUUUGUUCAACAGCAGCCUGAUGAAACAGUUUUUUCCUAUAUUUCAUGAAAAAAACGAAAAUCUCAUGAAAAAAUUAAGUAUUGAAGUGGGUAAAACACAACCCUUCGAUCUCUGGGACUACAUUGCACCCAUUAAUCUAGAGACAAUUUGUCAAACUAUGAUGGGUUACAAUCUCAAUACACAGUUAAAUAUUGGGACCGAAUUCGUCCACUCCAUGAAAAUAGUUUCAGAAUUGAAUGUUAUGAGAAUAUAUAAACCAUGGCUUUAUCCAGAUAUCAUAUUCAGAAUUUAUCGAAAAUGCAUAGGCAUGCAAAAUAUUUACAAAGAUUUACACAAAUUGCCAGAUCAGGUAAUCAAAGAAAAGAAAGAAACAUAUGCUCAAAAGAAAAUAACAAAUAGAACAGAUGCUUUAGAUGAUUCUUUCAACGGAGAAAAACAUUCAAAAGUGUUUUUAGACAAGUUAUUAGCAUUGAACGAAGCUGGUGCAAAUUUUUCCAAUGAAGAACUUAGGGAUGAAGUUGUUACUAUGAUGAGUGCUGGGACUGAAACCAGCGCCGUUACAAUAUGCUUUUGCCUUUUAUUAUUAGCUAUCCACCAAGAUAUUCAAGAUAAAGUUUAUGAAGAAAUUUACGAAGUUUUGGGCGAAAAUGAUGAAUUAAUUACCUUUGAAGAUACAUACAAGCUUAAGUACCUCGAAAAAGUGCUAAAAGAAACCCUUCGACUAUACCCAACCGGUCCAGUGUUCCUUAGAGAACUUCAAGGCGAUAUUAAGAUUUCUUCAAGUAAUUAUGUACUUCCAAAAGGGACAACGUGUAUUAUAUCUCCAAUGAUAACGCACCAUAAUCCUGAGUUGUAUCCGAAUCCUUGGUUAUUCAACCCGGAUAAUUUUAACUCCGAAAAUGUGAUGAAACGGCAUAAAUACAGUUUUAUACCUUUUAGUAGUGGUCCAAGAAAUUGUUUAGGUUCCACAUAUGCUAUGCUGUCUAUGAAAGUCCUUGUUUCUACGUUCUUGCGAAACUAUAGCGUGCACACUGACACUAAAUUAAGUGACAUAAAAUUAAAAAUGGACAUACUACUGAGGAGCGUUCAUGGAUAUCCAGUAACUAUCCGAUCGAGAGAUAGAAGAUAUAAUCGAAAUCAGAAAUCAUAGAUCACUACUGUACACAAUAUAGUAUUAGUUAUUCAUAUACUACUUUUUUGAAUUAAAAUAAAAAAUAAAAUGAGGUUUAUUAUAGUUUAAAUAAUU